Messenger RNA from Agelaius phoeniceus (red-winged blackbird), 2340 nucleotides. It is a transcript of the gene RPUSD1, whose product is annotated as RNA pseudouridine synthase domain containing 1. The record is from RefSeq and is a predicted model, not a curated record. Gene Ontology annotation, molecular function: RNA binding; pseudouridine synthase activity. Lineage: Eukaryota; Metazoa; Chordata; Aves; Passeriformes; Icteridae. Gene Ontology annotation, biological process: enzyme-directed rRNA pseudouridine synthesis.
GCAUCCGCACGGUGCGACACCGGUGAGCCUGGGGACAGGCAGGGUGACAGCAGGGUUGCAGGUGACCUCGGCAGCAUCGGGCGCUGGCCAUGGAGCCGGGCACCAUCGACAACCUGUCCAUCCUGUACCAGAGCUCCGACUUCAUCGUGGUCAACAAGCACUGGGACCUGCGCAUCGACAGCAAGAUGUGGUACGAGACGCUGACGCUGCAGAGCCAGCUCAAGCACCGCUUCCCCGAGCUGGCCGACCCCGACACCUACUACGGCUUCAGGUUCUGCCACCAGCUGGAUUUCUCCACCAGCGGGGCCCUGUGUGUGGCACUCAACAAAGCGGCGGCGGGAAGUGCCUACAAGUGCUUCAAGGAGCGCCUGGUGACCAAAGCCUACCUGGCCCUGGUGAGGGGACACGUGAGCCAGAGCCGGAUGUCGAUCCGCUACGCCAUUGGGAAGAACACCACAGAGGGCAUGACCCACAUGAUGUGCAUCGAGGGCACAGAGGGCUGUGAGAAUCCCAAGCCGUGCCAGUCAGAGCUGAUCGUGCUGGAACAUGGAUCCUACAGCGGAGACCCCGUCACCAAAGUGCUGCUGCAGCCACUGACAGGGAGGACUCACCAGCUCCGGGUUCACUGCAGUGCCAUCGGCCACCCCAUCGUGGGGGACUUCACCUACAGCCACAGGCAGGACAGCAAUCCCUACAGGAUGAUGCUCCACGCCUACUACCUGCGCAUCCCCACCGGCAAGGAGCUGAUCGAGGUGUGCGCGCCCGACCCCUUCGUCACCGCCAUGGACAGCAACUGGGUGCCCCAGCACGUCACCCAGCGGCUGGAGGACGUCAUCCAGGAGCUCAAGGACAAGGGGACACACAAGGAGGAGGAGGAGGAGGAGGAGAGCCAGGAGGCUGCCAGAGAGGAGAGAGCAGGGGGUGAAGGCAGCAGGGAGGAGGCGGAGGAGCAGCGGGCGCAGUGUGAGCAGUGGCUGGCUGAGUGGGCUCUGCAGUGAGCACAAAGCACAUCCCUGCAUCUCCAGCUCCAGCCUUGUCCCAGCGGCUCCCCACGGACCCCAGCGCUGCCUCCACACCUGCACUCCCUCUGUGGCUUCCCUCGCUCCUGGGGCUGGCGUCAGGUGGAUUUUAGGAGGGGUUGAGGUGGGGUUGUUUUGUGAUGCCCAUCAUCCAUCUGGUCACGGGGUGUCCCUUUCCCAAUCCUGGGCCUCAGCAGCAGAGUUUGUCACACUCCAGCUUAGAGUGACCCCAGAGCUUUCCAUCCCUGUCCUGGGGCCCGGGCACAGCUGGGCACUGCCUUUGCCAUGGACAUUCCCACAACCUUUCCAUGCUUGGAUGCAGAAUUGCAGCCCAGCACAGGGAGGGGAGAAGGUGCUGGGUGCAGCUCCAGUGUCCCUGUCCCCCAUUCCCUCACUCCAGCUGCUGUGCCAUGACUGGGGGCUGGAGCACAUUCUGGGGACACUGAGAGUCUCCCAGUCCCAGGGUGUUCUGUGAAACUGGACUGGGAUGGGCAUGGAAAGGUCCCUUCCCCUCCCUCAGCCCACCUGGGCAGUUUUUAAAGGUUGGUGAAGGUGAAGGAGUUGAUACCAAUGGAUUUUAAACUUUUUUCAAUUUUCUAGGAAGAGAAUCUAGUCUUUUAGGGUUUGUAAAAUACGGGUGGUCUCAGGAAUGAGGUAUUUUUAGUACUUCUGUGGUCAGAGAGCCAGCAGCCCAAAGCUUUUUUAAUGGAUUUUAUUAUUCCUUCUAGCACUGCCUUUCCUGCCUUUAUCCCUGCUGAGACAGGUCAGAGGACACAAGUCCCUUUCUGCUCACCCACCUGAGGAGGGAUCAGUGUCCUGUGUAGGUCCCAUGGGGUGGCUCCUGCCUGGCAGGUUUCCAGAGGGUCCUGCAGGCAGGUCCUUCAGCUGGGCAGUUUGGGAAAGCUCUGGAACAGUAGGAAAAGGACAAAGGUGAAAGAGCAGGCAGGAGCUUAGCUUUGACAGAUGCCAAGAAAUUUCCUUGGAAGUGCCCUUGCUUUGCUGGUCAUCCUGCUUCGCUUUCCCCUUCCCUGCUCAUCCUCUGCAGCCCUUGGGGGACAUUUGGAAAUGAGGAGAACAGGACAGCUGGGGCCACACAGCCCCAUCCCAGGGCUUUCAAGCACCACGUCAGCACGUGCCCAGAGUUGUCAUCACCUCACCAACCCCAUCCCGUUGAAAACACACCUGAUGGGGUUCACACAGCUGAUAUUCCCACCCCGAGGGGGAAUAAAAAGGCACAGCCCUCUCCUUGUGGAUAAACACACCCUGCAAGUCACCAAAAUCUCUGGGGGGGGUGGGGGGAGAAUUGAUCACUUGUCCUAUG